Messenger RNA from Acanthoscelides obtectus, 998 nucleotides. NCBI's taxonomy places the organism in Eukaryota, Metazoa, Arthropoda, Insecta, Coleoptera, Chrysomelidae. The record is from the annotation of a GenBank genome assembly.
CCUUAAUUAAUCGAGAGUCGUGUUAACGUCAGUUUACGUCAGUUGUGUGUCUGAUGAAAAAGUAGCCAGAGUCAAAAUUAAUCAGUGAAAUCGUGAAUCGCAGUAGUGUCGCACAAAUCAGAAUGGCCCCACACACUAACUCGAGCCACAAAAAAUCGUCAAGAAGGUCUAGAGGAAGUUCCAGACAACAGAGACAUGUAGCAGAAAAAAUUGUGAGGUUUCCUAAGAAGGAGCAGCCUGUUAAGAGAAAAUCUUCAACUGCUGUUAAGCAAUCCGAGAACUACGAAAGUCUGAUUCUGUAUUAUUUGGCAAAGCUGAGGAGACUGUUCGGCUCCGCGGAUCAUCCGACACCUGGGAACAGAGAGAAUAGUGCUGUAAAGAUGCGGAACGAAAACAGCGGCAAUGUCGGAAGGCAAGACGGACCACACUCUAUCAAUCCAAACAGGUACACAGCUAGGCGUUCCUCUCCCCGACCGCGUGACAAUCUUACCGAAGAGAUGAAAGAGCAGGCAUUCAGCAUCGUAAACGCGGCUAUAGAAUAUGGAUACGCCAACAACGUGAUCGGCAGAAGAACGGCAACUGCUUCUAUCUAAAAGGAAGCAAAAGCUGCAAGAACCUUCCCGUCAAUUGUUCAAUGCUUGAUAGCAGAUACGGAUGCAGGCAGUGCGCCAGUAGCAUGAACAACAACCAUGUUGAGGUGUUGAAACCACCAGCUGGUAUGCUAAACCAAAACGGAGAGUUUGUCAGGGUAACCCGGGCUAUGGCUGAUGGCAGUAAGAGGAAUAUGCCCACAAGGACAUCAUCGUGUAUAAAUCCAGUAAUUACCAAAAGUGGUAGAGUGAGCAAGGCAUGUCGCUGCAGUAGGUGCCGUUAUCAAGCUAUGCCUCCAAUUAAGGAUCAUCAUGUCACUUGAGAAGACUUCCCACACGUUUGUGAUCAUCAUGUGUGAAAUAUGUGAUUGUUUUGGGAUGAAAUAAAAUACCUAUAUGUAACCUUAU